Tuber melanosporum (Perigord truffle) is the source of this 2079-nucleotide messenger RNA. RefSeq lists its product as uncharacterized. The transcript is spliced from 4 exons. Bases 1 to 1521 code for a protein of 506 amino acids. NCBI's taxonomy places the organism in Eukaryota, Fungi, Ascomycota, Pezizomycetes, Pezizales, Tuberaceae. The record is from RefSeq and is a predicted model, not a curated record.
AUGGUUCGAGAUCAUACCGAACGCGCCAAAAGACGGGCAGGGAAUAAAGCAAUUGCUUUGACCGAACACCUUCUUGAGCCCACAAAUGAUGCCAAGGAUCCAAGCCCAAAAGCAUCCAUGGUGCGGGAGCUCAUCGUGCAUAACGACAAGCCCCGAUCUGGGCAAGGCAUAUUCACCGAACAGGACUAUGUCAAUGAAACUCGAGAUGUUUUUUCAGCGAUCGCUCGUCUGUUCGAAAAAACAACUUCUCUGUGGGUACUGCGCUGGCAUUCGUAUGAUACCCCAACAAGAGAGACUAUUGAUACCCUGGCGAAAAAAUGUCCAAAUUUGAAAGAGACUCACAUCUCGAGGCCUAUAAAGUGUUUCCCCUGGUUUCAAACUGUCAGUGUUCCAUCGCCCCCAGAAUUAUUUGCACCUAUUCUUCACACCUUGAAAUCUUUCCGAUGCAGUCUUCCCGAGGGAAGUAUUGAUAUUCUGCACCAUAUUCUUGAAAACUGUAAGACCCUCGAGGCCCUUGGGAUAGCCUUUGAACCCACAGAUUCCUUAAGUAUCAUCACUCCUCGGGGGAAGCCCUGGAACUUGAGAUUGAAAUCAUUGGAACUAGUCACAGUGGGAUUCUUGACUGGCAGCGCUGGCGCUGCCACUCGGUUUUGCAGUUCCUUUGACCUCAGCGGGCUGGAAAGGCUCCGGUUCGAUAGGUGCAAUGAUAUACCCACUCUUCUGGAGGCGCUCUCCGCUUCUGCUGGUAUUGAAAACCUGAAGCACCUUUCAAUUUGGACGCUUGCUGGACAAACCGAUAUGCCCCAGAUUAUGUCCUUUAUCAGCCAACUUGGCCAAUCCCAUCCCACAGGAGGAUUGGAGUCAUUGGAGCUUGCAGACCUCGGUGCUAAAAUAGACCUCAAAGCAAUCGGAAAAAAUAAGAGGUUGACGGUGCUCAGGGUGGCCGAGUGGGAUGCAUUCAUUGGCCCUCUCACACCCAGCCAUAUUGGAGGAGAUCAAAUCGUUGGGCCGACAAGAGGGCGAUUGUUAAACGCAAAAGAUAUUGAAAAUCUAGGGAGAAAUUGCAAGGAUAUAUCAGAAUUAUGGGUGGAUGUCGCUCGCGGAGCAAAGCUGGAUGAGUUAAUUAUCAGUUCUUUUGGCUCUUUACCUGUAUUAAAAAAGCUUGGGUUGUGUUCCCAACCACCAUGGAAGCCCCUGGAAUCGUUGGGCAUCCGAGAACAAAGACCUGUGGGAGCUGAGGAAGAAAUUAUGAGGUUGGAUCAACAAGCAAUUCUCGGGAUUGCACAACUUGUCCAUCUGCAUGGCGCAACCAAUCUAAGAGAGAUUGAAGUCCAGUAUGGAUGUCGCAGCAAACCGGCGGAACCACAGCAGCGCCCGUGUUCAACUCUGGAUGGUGGAGGCAGGGCGGUGUGGCGGAUCCGAAGGGGGGAGGACGGCCUUCAGGUGGACUUGCUCAGAGCGGACCGGCUAGUGAAUAGAUACGGUGUACCAAUAGCCUAUAUUUUUGAAGGAUGGAGUUAGGCGUUGGUAGCGGCUCGCAAGGUGGUGUCUUAUGUCAUGGGUUGGUUGUUUUCUUUCUUUCUGCUCCAAGUUUCAGGAUAUCCUUCCCCUACCAAUAGCCCUUACUUUAUUCCUAAGAAAUCCUGCAUUUUCUCUGCAUCCCCCCUUCCUCCGUGAACAUGUCACCUGAUCAUCCUUUGUCAGGUGUUUCGCGCGGCUCAGUAUUCUGUAGCACCAAAAAACAGCUUUUCUGUUAUCAUACCUCAAGUCUCCCAAAUCGGGUCAAUCAUGAAACUUGUGACUGAGAUGAGUUAUCAGGGCGAGAGUGAAUCUGCAUGCUCCUUCUGAGGGAACAGUUCUUGGGCUUUAUACCCCUCUCUAAAUUUAUGCUUUCUCACAAGCUUAAGGUCCUACAAAACCGUGCCGCACUUGCCACUCAACGGGUAUGCACCCGGACGCAGCCGGCGCCUGGGAGACACUCUAUUAUGUUAUUUAGCUCGCUUAUCGAGCCUUGGAUGAAAUGUGCAAUGAACAUUAGAACGAGUGCCGAUCGCCCCCCUCCCAAAAAAAAAAAAAAAA